AUGGCUCCACAGACUGGCUCCACUGAAAAGGGGACGCAACCUGUUUCAGCCUUUCUACAGCAUUUCACUUGGGAAGAAAUCAGAAGCCACAACGGCCGCGGUCAAAGUCAGGAGCAAUGGCUGGUGAUUGACAGGAAGGUUUAUGAUGUCAGCAAGUUUUCCAAACACCACCCUGGAGGCAGCCGAGUUAUUAGCCACUAUGCUGGCCAAGAUGCUACGGAUGCCUUUGUAGCAUUUCACAAUGAUAAGACUCUGGUGAAAAAAUACUUGAAAUCUCUGCUGAUUGGGGAGUUGGCGCCAGAUCAACCCAGCUUUGAGUCUAAUAAAAAAAAAUCACUUUUAGAGGAUUUCCGUGAGCUGCGCUGCACCAUUGAGAAGAUGGGACUUCUGAGGCCAAAUUACGUCUUUUUCUUCCUGAUUUUCCUUCACUUUGUGGUACUGGAUGCUGCAUCCUGGCUCACGGUCUGGUACUUUGGGAUAUCCUUCGUGCCUUUCCUGGCUGGCAUGGUGUUCUUCACCAUUGCUCAGAUCCAGAUGGGCUGGUUCCAGCACGAUCUGGGUCACUGCUCUGUCUUCAGGAAGCCUAAAUGGAAUCGACUUCUGCAGAUUGUUGUGAUAAAUGUUCUGAAGGGAUUACCAGCCAGCUGGUGGAAUCACCUGCACAACCAGCACCACGCCAAACCCAACUGCUUCCGCAAAGACCCUGACCUCAACAUGCACCCUCUCCUGUUCAGCUUGGGAAAGCCGCUCUCCGUGGAGCUUGGAAAAAAGAAGAAGAAGUUCAUGCCUUACAAUUACCAGCAUAAGUAUUUCAUCUUUUUGGCACCACUUGCAAUUAUACCCUUCUUCCAGCUGUCUAUAUUCUACUAUGCAAUCAAGAGGAAAAAGUGGUUGGACCUGUUCUUGAUUGUAGCUUUCAACAUCCGAGUCUGUCUCAUGUAUAUUCCUUUAAUGGGAUUUAACAAUUUCAUGGUAUACUACUGGCUGUCCAGGUACCUAGAGAGUAACUGGUUUAUUUGGGUGACGCAAAUGAAUCACAUUCCAAUGGACAUUGAUUAUGAUAAGAACAAAGACUGGGUAUCUACGCAGCUCCAUGCAACAUGCAAUGUGAACCAAUCUUUGUUCAAUGACUGGUUCACUGGGCACUUGAACUUCCAAAUUGAGCACCACCUUUUCCCCACAAUGCCUCGACACAACUACUGGAAAGCAGCUCCUCUGGUGAAAGCCCUUUGUGACAAGCAUGGCAUUGAGUAUAAAAGCAAGACUUUGCUGACAGCCUUUGUAGAUAUUUUGCAUUCACUGAAGGAUUCUGGGGAGCACUGGCUUGAAGCAUAUCUGCAUGGAUAGAAACCGGCAAUGCUCAA
Messenger RNA from Haliaeetus leucocephalus (bald eagle), 1364 nucleotides. RefSeq names its product fatty acid desaturase 1-like. Gene Ontology annotation, biological process: lipid metabolic process. Gene Ontology annotation, molecular function: oxidoreductase activity, acting on paired donors, with oxidation of a pair of donors resulting in the reduction of molecular oxygen to two molecules of water. Gene Ontology annotation, cellular component: membrane. Bases 1 to 1347 code for a protein of 448 amino acids. The record is from RefSeq and is a predicted model, not a curated record. NCBI's taxonomy places the organism in Eukaryota, Metazoa, Chordata, Aves, Accipitriformes, Accipitridae. The transcript has 12 exons.